This is a messenger RNA of Xyrauchen texanus (razorback sucker), 397 nucleotides long. It is a transcript of the gene uqcrq, whose product is annotated as cytochrome b-c1 complex subunit 8. Bases 75 to 317 code for a protein of 80 amino acids. Gene Ontology annotation, biological process: mitochondrial electron transport, ubiquinol to cytochrome c. NCBI's taxonomy places the organism in Eukaryota, Metazoa, Chordata, Actinopteri, Cypriniformes, Catostomidae. The record is from RefSeq and is a predicted model, not a curated record. The transcript is spliced from 3 exons.
AACACGGAAGUCGCGGAAGACAUAAUAACAGGACAAGACUACUGAGGAGCAGUGAGAUCAGCUUUCUUGGCAAAAUGGGUCGUCACUUUGGAGAUUUGGCCAAAAUAAGGCAUGUGAUUACCUACAGUAUUUCCCCCUUUGAGCAGAGGGCAUUCCCAAAUUACUUUUCCAAGGGAAUCCCUAAUGUGUGGAGACGAUUCAAAGGAUCUGUGUUCAAGGUGGCACCCCCCAUGAUCCUGAUGUACCUGACCUAUACAUGGGGCAAUCAUGUUCAUGAACAAAGCAAAAGGAAGAACCUUGCAGACUUUGAGCAGUGAAAACUGAUUACUGACAUGUUGCCAUUGUUAAUGACUUGGUGGCUGUAAACCAUGUUUAAUAAAUGAUCAACACUAACUGA